AUGAGCAGCAGUAUGCGCGAUCUGAUCUCUGCCGAGGCAGAGAUCGAUGACGAGGAAGAUGACGAGUCCUUUGACGAGGGAACCGGCGGCCAACGCAAAAGCAAUCGACCGGGAGACUUCGACGAUUCCUCCGAGGAAGAGGAGGACGACGAUGACGAGGAGGAAGCGCGCAAGAUUCGCGAAGGCUUCAUUGUCGAAGAUGAAGACGAUGACGACGGUGGCGAUGAUGAUGAGGAUCGGCCCAUCAAGAGAAAGCGCGAGCAUCGCGAUCGCGAAAAAGAAGAACAACUGGACGAAGAUGAUUACGACCUCGUAGGAGAACAGUUUGGCGAACAGCCAAAAUCACAAUCACAGUCCAAAUUCAAGCGUUUAAAGCGCGGUCACCGCGGUGAUGGCGGCGAGCAGAACAGGCCGGCUGGCCUAGAGGACAUCUUCAACGAUGAAGAAGAUGAAGCCGGCGAACAACGAGGAUACAGACCCAACUUUCGCGCCCAAGCCGAUGAGUUCGAUGAUUUUAUCGAGGACGACUACCCCGAGGACGAUGACGAGCGAGAGCGAGCUCAAGAGGAUGUCGAGGUCGCCCGCUCCAAGGACCGCGGCGUGUCUGGUAUCGUUGACACGACUGGUCUCGAUAAAGAAGCCCUGGAUGACAUGGAAGCCAUAUUUGGCAAUGGCGAAGAUUACGACUGGGCUCUGCAGAUGGAGGACGAGGAGGAGGAGCGCGAACGAGACGAACAGGGCAUUGAACUCAAGGACGUUUUUGAGCCUUCGCAGCUCAAAGAAAAGCUUCUUACCGACGAAGACAACCUCAUCCGCUUUACCGACGAGCCCGAACGUUUCCAGCUCGAGCGCAAGCAGUUUAAGAACUUGCAGCUCACAGCUGAGCAAUUUCGCGACGAGGCCAAGUGGAUCAGCAAUCAACUGUGGCCCAAAAAAGGCCUCUCCCAGGAACUGCAGGCGCCUUUUGGCAAAGCCGUUGGCAAGGUUCUGGAAUUCUUUGUCGUUGACGAGGUGGAAGUUCCGUUCGUUUUCCAGCAUCGCAAGGACUAUUUGCUCCACUCCAAGAAGAUUCGCAAGUCAACUCAUGACGAUCCGGAUGGCCCCGACUACUCGAUUCAGUCCGACAAGCUGCUGAACCAGGACGAUCUUUGGCGAAUCCUCGAGCUCGACAUCAAGUUCCGAUCAUUCAUCGAAAAGAAGAAUGCACUCGAAAAGACGUUUGAGAACCUUCGUACACUCGAGGUUGACGACCCGAUGGUCGAGGACAUGAUUCCCGAGGCAACUACCAUGGAGGAGCUGCAAGACUUACAAGACUAUCUCCAGUUCCAGUACGGGCCCAAGCUCAAGGAUCUGGCUGUCAUGGCCAGCAACAAUGCCCAAGUCAAGAAACCUGGCUCCAAGAGUAAUGUUUUGGAUCGCGUGCGUAAUGGCAAGGCCUACUACUUUGUCAAAGCCUACGGCAUCUCCGCCGACCAGCUGGCGAAGAAUGCUCUCCGUCAGGGCAAAAAGGUGACGCCUGAUGAUGACUCACAAUAUCCUAUGGAUCUUGCAGACACCCUCAUUGACGACAACUUCAAUACAGGAGAUCAGGUCAUCAAUGCCGCGAGACAAAUGUACGCAGAGGAACUGGCUGCCAGCCCUCGCAUGAAAAAGUACUUCCGCGGCUCAUACUACCAGCUUGCCGAGAUUAGCUGUCGUCGCACAGAGAAGGGUCUCCGCAAAAUUGACGAUACACACCCAUACUACGAGAUCAAAUAUCUUCAAAACCAAACAAUCGCCGACCUUGUCCACCAGCCGGACACUUUUCUCAAGAUGAUGAAAGCCGAGGAGGAGGGUCUCAUCGAGAUCAGGCUCGUCAUGCCUUCUCGCUUCGACUUCCGUAAACAACUCUACCAGGAGUUUGAGUCAGAAAAUUUUAGUGACCGCGCCGAGCAGUGGCGAGAGGAGCGCAAGAAGGUCUUGGAUUUGGCCUAUCCCAAGCUUGAAAAGGGCAUUGCCAAGAACAUCAAGGAAGUCAUUCGUACCUUUUGCCAGGACGAAGUGCUCAAGAUGAUUCGUCAAGACUACUACAGGAAGCUGGACCAGGCGCCAUACAAGCCGAAGGGUAUGAUCCUGGGAACGACUCCGCGCGUACUCGCUCUCUCCAACGGCAUGGGGGACCCUGCGCGUGACCCCAUAUGCUGGGCGUGGGUUCCUGAAGAUGGUCGCGUGUUGGAGCAGGGCAAAUUUGGCAACCUGGGCCGCGAUGAGAGCCAGCGUGAAGCCUUCGUCGAGUUGGUCAACCGUCGCCGGCCUGAUGUUAUUGCCGUCUGCGGUUGGUCCUGCGACACUCACAAGCUUGUUCGUGACAUAGAGAGCCUUGUGAGCGAAAAGGCGCUCAUGGGUCCGGAAUUCGAGGACCCCGAGACGAAUGAUUACCGAACUGAGCAGCUCGAGGUCAUGGUUGUGGACGAUGAGGUGGCCAGAUUAUACAAAGACAGCCCUCGCGCCGUCGCUGAGCAUCCUUCGCUCAAUCCUGUCACCAGAUACUGCGUUGCUCUGGCGCGUUACAUGCAGAACCCGAUGAAGGAAUAUGCCGCACUGGGCAAGGAUGUGAUCUCGCUUUCUUUUCACCCUUGCCAGAAAUUGCUACCGCAGGACAAGCUCGCCAAAUACCUGGAAUCAGCAAUGGUGGACACGGUCAAUAUGGUCGGUGUGAACAUCAACGACGCCAUGGUCGACACGUACACUGCGAACCUGCUUCCCUUUAUCGCUGGUCUUGGCCCCCGCAAGGCAACAAGUGUGAUGAAGGCCAUCAAUGCCAACGGUGGCUCAGUGAACACAAGAGAGGAACUAGUGGGCGACCCUGAGAGCCGGAAGCUCCCUGUGGUUGGUCCCCGCGUGUGGAACAACUGCGCCAGUUUCUUGUACAUUGACUAUGACGCGACAAACCCCGCCUCGGAUCCUCUGGACAAUACUCGUGUUCAUCCUGAAGACUACGAGCUUGGUCGAAAGAUGGCUGCAGAUGCGCUGGAACUUGACGAGGAAGACGUCAAGGCUGAGAUUGACGAGAAUGGCCCAGGUGCCAUUGUACGCAAGCUGUUCAAGCAGGGCGAACAGGAGAGAGUCAAUGAGCUGGUUUUGGACGAGUAUGCGGAUCAGCUGCUGCGCAACUUUAACCAGCGAAAGCGUGCCACUCUGGAGGCCAUCAGUGCUGAACUUCAGGCGGAGUACGAAGAGCUGCGAAGAAGCUUUGCGCCACUGACGCAAACAGAAAUUUUUACCAUUUUCACCGGUGAGACCAAGCAAACACUUUGUGAGGGCAUGAUUGUACCUGUCAAUAUUCGCGUGGCCAGGGAUGACUUUGCCAUUGCCAAGCUCGACUGUGGCAUUGAGGGUCGUGCGGAGGCCCACGAAGUGACGAGUCUGCCCUCGGUCAAGGAUGUGCUCAGCGUGGGCCAAACAGCGCGGGCCAAGAUUCUGGAAAUGGACUACAAGGCGUUCUCUGUGAAGCUUUCGAUGCGCGAGGACUCGCUCCGAAUUCCUUACAAGCGGCCAACCAAUUACGGCCGCGACGGGUGGGACUAUGCUCAAGAAGCAGCAGAUAAGGAAGAGCUCAAAGUGAAGGACAAGACUACUGGACGGACACAGCGCGUUGUCAAACACCCCAACUUCAAGCCGUUCAAUGGGCUGCAGGCAGAGGAAUUUCUGGGAUCGCAAGCACCUGGCGAAGUUAUCAUCCGACCAUCCUCCAAAGGAAACGACCACCUGGCCAUUACAUGGAAGGUUGCGGACAACGUGUACCAGCAUAUUGAUGUAUUGGAGAUGCAAAAGGAAAAUGAGUUUUCGGUGGGCAAGCUACUGCGGAUUGGAGGGCGAUAUACGUACAGCGACUUGGACGAGUUGAUCGUGGACCACGUCAAGGCCAUGGCUCGCAAGGUGGAUGAAAUGAUGCGUCAUGACAAGUAUCAGAAUCGCUCCCGCAGCGAAACUGAAAAAUGGCUCACUACAUACAUUGACGCAAACCCCAACCGGUCGGCUUAUGCUUUCUGCAUCGACACGAAGCACCCUGGGUACUUUUGGCUAUGCUUCAAGGCCAGCCGGACGGCUAUCGUGAUUGGCAUCCCGAUCCGAGUGAUUCCACAAGGAUUCGAACUCAAGGGAUACCAGUACCCCGACAUGCGUGCCCUGUGUAAUGGGUUUAAGCUACGGUACCAGAAUGAGUUUUCUAGAAUGGGGGCGAGAUAA
Messenger RNA from Cordyceps militaris CM01, 4227 nucleotides. RefSeq names its product transcription elongation factor SPT6, putative. NCBI's taxonomy places the organism in Eukaryota, Fungi, Ascomycota, Sordariomycetes, Hypocreales, Cordycipitaceae. Bases 1 to 4227 code for a protein of 1408 amino acids. The transcript has 4 exons. Gene Ontology annotation, biological process: transcription elongation-coupled chromatin remodeling; transcription elongation by RNA polymerase II; mRNA transcription by RNA polymerase II. Gene Ontology annotation, cellular component: transcription elongation factor complex. The record is from RefSeq and is a predicted model, not a curated record. Gene Ontology annotation, molecular function: nucleosome binding; histone binding; DNA binding.